Molecule: messenger RNA, 1227 nt
Organism: Helianthus annuus (common sunflower)
Lineage: Eukaryota; Viridiplantae; Streptophyta; Magnoliopsida; Asterales; Asteraceae
Product: remorin
Exons: 5
Coding region: 596-1027 (143 amino acids)
Source: RefSeq, a predicted model, not a curated record
AUCUCAUUAUCAUGGCCACUGAACUACCCACAAAACUCGAAUCCGAUAUGACGUCAGCACCGGCUCCAGUUCCGGAGAAGAUUGAGGCGCCGCUGGACCCUCCGGUUGUACCGGAAACGAAAGCGGAUGAUCCGAAGCCACUUGCAGUUGUUGAAAGUAUACUUUUCCUCUCAUUAUUCUCCAUAUUAGUUAAUCAUAAUUUAUAAUUAGGUUAAAUUACUAAUUACUAAUUUGCAAUUAGAUUUGACAGCAGUAUGUUUGAUUGAAUUUGAAUUCAUUUAGCUCUAGCUUUUUGAUAUGUUGAUGGCCACUAGAAGGUGCUUCACUGUAAUGGAUUCUCAACAAAUAAGAUGCUUAUGUUCUGUUGGUGUUUGUUUGUUCCUUACCUUUUGAAAAAAAAAAAGGAUUAAUUCUAUAUUCUAAAAUUGAUUUUUUAAAAGGUGAUAUUGCUAUUUGCCCCACAAAUUAGUCCUUAUUGCAUUUAAAUAAUGGAGGAAUAUGUUGGCAUUAUAAACAGUGAUCUUUGUUCAUUAUUGUGUUAGCAUAUUGAGAAAGAAGUAGAAACUUCUAGUGUUACUUGUUGUGAUUGUCAGUCAUGGCUCUUGUGGCUAAAGCUCCUGCUGAGAAGAAAGGUCCAAAGAGCUCUCUUGAUAGAGAUGUUGCGUUGUCUGAGAUUGACAAGGAGAAGAAAUUGUCUUUCAUCAAGGCGUGGGAGGAAACUGAAAAGAGCAAGGCGGAAAACAAGGCACAGAAAGAGCUGUCCGCUAUAACUGCAUGGGAAAACUCAAAGAAAGCUGAUAUUGAAGCUAAAUUGAAGCAAAUCGAGGAGAAAUAUGACAAGAAGAAAGCAGAAUACGGGGAAAAGAUGAAAAACAAAGUUGGUUUGGUUCAUAAACAAGCAGAAGAAAAACGAGCGAUGGUUGAGGCUAAGAAAGGUGAAGACAAGUUGAAAGCAGAGGAAUUGGCUGCCAAAUAUCGUGCUACUGGCACCGUUCCAAAGAAGCUAUUGGGUUGCUUUGGAGGUUAAAAAGCAUUUAGAAUCUAGCAAGAUUGUGUGAAGACCUCAACCUCAAAGUUUAAAACAUCUUCGUAAGUUUCUUUUAUGUUUGUUGGUCAUUCGAAGUUCGUUUGUUUUUUUUAUGUUGUAUAGGAAGAACAAACAUAGUUGUUUUGUGGCGAAUUGCGUAACUAUAUAUAAUUAUAUAUUAUAUGAAGUUUACUUCAGCA